AUGAACGUCAUUCUGACAAUACCGCGCGCUCUCACUGUGCUGUCUCCAUCUCUGCCGACAUUCGGGCAUCUCACAUUCAGUGCACAACUCGUACCAUUCUUAGACUCCGACCAGGAGUACGGACAAUGCCAGAACGACAGGCUUGUCAUCAGUGCCCCUUCUCUGGAUAGGCCUGUGCAAAUCGGAAGGCUACGUGAUGGAGCAGAUUGGUUUACUCUUACCUGGAAUCGAGCCACCGAAUUUGAUUCGUCGACUUUCAGUAUCGCCUGCAGUCGGAACGGGACUAUGACGAUCCACGGCAUACCGCUUGCUGCAAACCAGUCAAAGAAGCUUCAGGACAACGACACCGUCGAGUUUCGGGAUACUCGCUCAUCUUUUCGUCUCAUAUUCUCAUACCGCAAGAAAUACGUCUUCCGGAGUCCGAGAUCCACGCUCUAUGACGUGGUCAAGUUGGCUGGCGAGGGAGGGAACGGCGCAGUCUUCUUCUGUCGCCAGGCCGGGGUUGGUCGCGCGGUCGCGAUCAAGUCAGCUCAAGCGCCAUCAGUGAAUGCCGACGGAACGCAGCCUCCUUCUUCAGAAGCACAAGCGCUGGCAUUGAUAUGGAUGGAAGUCAAGAAGCAGAACGAUCGUUUACCUGCUGGUGCUAGGUGGCCCGAACCUAACAUUGUGAGGAUGUAUGAGCAAUGGGCGUAUGCGCAAACUCAUACCCAAUACAUUGUCAUGGAUCUCGCCAUUGGCAAUCUAUUCGACCUGGUACCCUCUGUCUCUGUCGAUGAGCGCUCAGUUGCACCUUACACGAUACGUUUACCCGAGAAUAAGGUUCUAUCGGCCGCGAGGAACAUUGUGGAUGGGCUGAUGUUCAUACAUAUGUUGGACCUGGUUCACGGUGAUAUCAAACCCAACAACUACUUGCUCCACGUGCCACUAGAUCCUACCACUGGUAUGUAUCGCGUGAUUCUUGCCGACUUUGGGUCGUGUAAGCGCAUCACCGCCUUGAAGAAGAUGUCGGUCGCAAAGAAACCUUACAUCGGCACACCCGGUUACAUGGCCCCUGAAGUGGCGAGUCCAUCCCAUGUCUACACGCCUUUGGUGGACGUCUGGGCUGCUGGACUGACAAUAUACUACCUCUUCACGGGGGUCUCACUGUUCAGAUCGGCCACUGCGGAAGACGUCCGCAAGAUAGCUGAAGCGAGUAAACACUGGACAAGGCUGGAAAGGACGGAAAGCAUCAGUCUUGGAGCUAUCUCAUUCUUGAGGGGAUGCCUAGAGCUGGAUCACAACAAACGGUUCAACUCCCUCGCGGCUGCCUCCGAUCCUUGGAUCUACUCUGUAGAGAGGGCGAAUCCUUUGCUGGACGCCAUGGCGGAGCACAUGAAACGAGGGUCCGAGGCUCCCGCACAAGUCCAGAAGCGAGCGCGCGAUCAGAUCUCCAAAACCCCACCUGAGCACGGUGACCAGAAGCGCGCUCGCGACACGCUUCUUCCCUAG
Peniophora sp. CBMAI 1063 is the source of this 1488-nucleotide messenger RNA. The record is from the annotation of a GenBank genome assembly. NCBI's taxonomy places the organism in Eukaryota, Fungi, Basidiomycota, Agaricomycetes, Russulales, Peniophoraceae.